Macadamia integrifolia is the source of this 852-nucleotide messenger RNA. RefSeq names its product protein SEED AND ROOT HAIR PROTECTIVE PROTEIN-like. NCBI's taxonomy places the organism in Eukaryota, Viridiplantae, Streptophyta, Magnoliopsida, Proteales, Proteaceae. The record is from RefSeq and is a predicted model, not a curated record. Bases 31 to 693 code for a protein of 220 amino acids. The transcript is spliced from 2 exons.
UGUAGAAGAGAAGAAAGAUAACAAGCAGUCAUGGCAGGCUUGAACCAUAUCCUCCUCUUAUCCUUCAUGGCUCUCUUGGCACUCACAGUCAAUGCCAAACACUAUUAUUACACUUCUCCUCCACCUCCUCCUCACCACCCUCCACCUCCACCUCCUCACCAUGCUCCUCCACCUCCUCCUCACCACCCUCCUCCUCCAUCUCCUCACCAUGCUCCUCCACCUCCUCAUCAUGCUCCACCUCCUCCUCACCAUCCUCCACCCCACUACCACUUUCACUUGCCCACGCCAGAAGAAGAGAAUGAUGUGAAGUCGAUUGGCGUGCAGGGAAUGAUUUAUUGCAAAGCCGGAUCUAAGCUCACGCCCCUUAAAGGAGCUGUGGCAAGGAUAACAUGCAAGGCAGUAGACAAGCAUGGAGUUGUGACAGGUAGCUACACUGUGAUGAGUGACACAAACAAAUCAGGAUACUUCUUAGCAAAGAUGUCCUUGACAGAGAUCAAAGAAGUGGGAAACAUCACACAGUGCAAGGGAUACCUUGACAUGUCUUCAUCGAUUUCAUGCAGCAUUCCCACUAAUGUCAACAAGGGGAUUACCGGAUGCCCUCUUUCAGGCCCUCGCCUUCUCCAUAACAAGAUGCACUUGUACACUGUGGGCCCGUUCGAGUACAAAAAGGGGUUGCCACUUGGCCAUGAUUGAGGAGUCUUGCCACUUGUUUUUAGUGGCUAUUACACAGUAUUACUAGCCUUUCAAAAAUUGAUGAUUUUUAAUUUCCUUAUAAAUUUUGCGUUGAUGUUGUCGAUGUUAAUCAUGUUAAAUGGGAAGAUCAGUGAAUCAUGUGCUUUUAUUAAUGUGUUA